AUGGCGUACUCGUCCUCAACGUCGGCGCUGGUGUAUGCGGCGACCGUCGCUGUUCCUUCGAUCGCCAGCGCCCGUCCCGACGACGACAUCACGAAGGCCAAAGCCUGGCACGUCAAGUCGGGAGGCUUCAACAACCCCUGGCCCUCAUGGGACAUGCACUCUGCGCCAACCAUCAUCCGUGGCAUGCUCAUGCGCCGCUUCUCAGGGCGCGCAAAUAUACCCAACACCACUCCACCGACCGUCCCCGUCCAUGCGCCGACAUUCCUACCCUCUCGCACCUCAAGUACCUCAUUGCGCGCAACCUGGCUGGGCCAUGCGUGCUACUACGUGGAAUUCCCGUCUGGUCUGCGUGUGCUCUUCGACCCGGUGUUUACAGACCGCUGCAGCCCAUUUUCAUGGCUGGGACCAAAACGAUACACCGAGAUGCCGUGCCAGAUCCGCGACAUACCCACGAUCGACGCCGUCGUCAUUUCGCACAACCACUACGACCACCUCUCUCACCCGACCAUCAUGGAGAUUCACAAACUGCACCCGAAAUGCCACUUCUUCGUCCCCCUGGGAAACAAAAAGUGGUUCGAAGCCUGCGGGAUAACGAAAGAAUGCACCGAACUCGACUGGUGGGAUGAUGUAGAUUUCACGCUCACACCCUCCUCGUCUCCAGCAAAGAGUGACAAAGUCAGCAUCUCCUCCGCCGACACACCGUCCGCGAAGCCCACCACAGACGCAGACGCAAUCACGAGCAGAAUAUCGUGCUUACCGUGCCAGCACAUCUCGGCAAGGAGCGUCCACGACCGCGCCGCCACGCUCUGGUCGUCGUGGUCCGUCACCUCGGGCGGGAAGAGCGUCUACUUUGGCGGCGACACGGGAUACCGAUCCGUGCCCAAAGAAAGCGACGGCAAGGACGACUGGGGUGAAGAAUACGCACAUCUCCCGCACUGCCCGGUGUUCAAAGACAUAGGAGACCUCAAGGGUCCGUUCGACCUCGGCCUCAUUCCGAUCGGCGCCUACAUGCCCAGGUGGAUUAUGAGUCCCAUGCACGCCGACCCCAGGGACGCCGUCGAGAUCUUCAGGGACACAAAGUGUAAACGAGCCAUGGGCAUCCACUGGGGAACUUGGGUUCUGACCGAGGAGGACGUUCUCGAGCCCCCGAAGCUACUGAAGAAGGCCCUCGCCCACCACUCGAUUCCCGAGACCGGUGUUUUUGACGUUUGCGAUAUUGGCGAGAGCCGAGAGUUUUGA
Molecule: messenger RNA, 1239 nt
Organism: Exophiala spinifera
Lineage: Eukaryota; Fungi; Ascomycota; Eurotiomycetes; Chaetothyriales; Herpotrichiellaceae
Exons: 1
Coding region: 1-1239 (412 amino acids)
Biological process (GO): N-acylethanolamine metabolic process; N-acylphosphatidylethanolamine metabolic process
Cellular component (GO): membrane-bounded organelle; cytoplasm
Molecular function (GO): zinc ion binding; N-acylphosphatidylethanolamine-specific phospholipase D activity
Source: RefSeq, a predicted model, not a curated record